Molecule: messenger RNA, 969 nt
Organism: Ceratotherium simum simum (southern white rhinoceros)
Lineage: Eukaryota; Metazoa; Chordata; Mammalia; Perissodactyla; Rhinocerotidae
Source: RefSeq, a predicted model, not a curated record
UACCUUGUCCAGCCAGUUUCUUGGAACAACUAUAGGAGUCACACCAGCUUUUCUACCACCAUGAAGGGGGCCUUCUCAAAUGCCAUCCUUGUUUUGGCCAUCUCUGCGUGGGCUGCCUUUGCAGUUGACUUCCCUCUUCCUGUGGGCAAAGAGGCUGGCCUAGAAGAGACAAAGGUUGAGUGCAUCAAGAACAUAAAUCAGUGCUGGUUUAUUUCCUACAUCAAGCCAAGUGAACGCAUAUGUGGCAGUGACCAGGUUACCUACAGUGGUGAAUGCCAUCUCUGCUUCAAAAUUCUACAUGAAGGGCUUAAAAUAACUAAACUGUAUGAUGGACCAUGUGAAAACUCCUGAAUUUACCAAGAAGACUUACAGAACUUUUCGAAUCCCAGAAAAUCAACUGAAACACAUGGUUGCUUCUUCAGGUAUAUCCCCUUUAGAGGAGAAUACUGGUGCUGGAGGAAACCAACAGUUAGGAUCAAACUCAUUGAUUUGCUUCUUUAGUAAAUGAUUCACAGCAGAAAAUCUGGCUGGCAAAUAUUUCUCUUGAUUAAUAAUAAUCUUUUAAAAAUAUCAGUUAUUCUAUGUUCUCAUCCCAAAACUAUAUGACUUGUGCUGUGGGCUCCCUCUGAUCUUAUACAGAUUGUGAGCAAAUGACCACAGAAGUCUAAACUAGGGAAUAGGUGCCUCAAGAGCAGCAAUAUUUACAACUUGAGGGCUUUGGUCAUUAUUGAGUUGAAUAUGUCAUGUGAGUGACACGGCUUUUGAUACAUCAGGAUCUAGUUUGAGAACAUUUCAACCAUAUCAUAAAAGAGAUUCAGAAUUUCCCUCAAAGAAAACUCACUGAGCACAAUACUUGGAGUAAUGCCUGGCCACAGUAAGGUUUCUAAAUACUUUACAAGCACUAACUUAUUUCAGUUUCACAACAAACUUAAGAAGUACAAUUCAUUUUAUAGACAAGGAAACUGAGGC